Tachyglossus aculeatus (Australian echidna) is the source of this 2054-nucleotide messenger RNA. RefSeq names its product potassium calcium-activated channel subfamily M regulatory beta subunit 2 (gene KCNMB2). Lineage: Eukaryota; Metazoa; Chordata; Mammalia; Monotremata; Tachyglossidae. The record is from RefSeq and is a predicted model, not a curated record. The transcript has 5 exons. Gene Ontology annotation, cellular component: voltage-gated potassium channel complex; membrane. The coding region runs from base 304 to 1011 and encodes 235 amino acids. Gene Ontology annotation, molecular function: potassium channel regulator activity; calcium-activated potassium channel activity. Gene Ontology annotation, biological process: potassium ion transport; detection of calcium ion.
UGUCUAAGUGUGCCUGUCACUCCCAUUGUCCUUACAAAGUAUUUCAGACAUUUUGAGCAGGGAGUAUUAAGCUAUGAGCUAGCAGAGGUUGUGACAUUAAUGGUCCGAAAAGGCUUAAGCACGAGAGGUAAUGAUGACAGCAUUUAACAACCGGUGGCAGUUCGGAGGAUUCCGCUGGAUCUCUGUUCAUUAAAAAUUAAGCUUGGCUUUUGAGGAAGAUGUGACAACUACCCGAGGUCAUUUCGUCAUUCCUCAAAGAAUUCCACCAAGAGGAAAGGCACCUCUAGGCAAACAUCCUCUAAGAUGUUUAUUUGGACCAGCGGCCGGACCUCCUCAUCUUACAGACACGAUGAAAAAAGAAAUAUUUACCAAAAAAUCAGGGACCACGACCUCCUGGACAAAAGGAAAACUGUCACUGCUUUGAAAGCUGGAGAAGAUCGGGCCAUUCUUCUGGGACUGGCCAUGAUGGUGUGCUCCAUUAUGAUGUACUUUCUCUUGGGAAUCACACUCCUUCGUUCCUACAUGCAAAGUGUGUGGAUAGAAGAGUCUCAGUGCACACUGCUCAAUGCAUCCAUCACAGAAACAUUUAAUUGCUCUUUUAGCUGUGGUCCAGACUGCUGGAAAAUCUCACAGUAUCCCUGCCUGCAGGUCUACGUUAACCUAACUUCUUCUGGGCAAAAGCUACUACUUUACCACACUGAAGAGACGAUGAAAAUCAAUUCAGAGUGCUCCUACAUUCCUAAGUGUGGGAAAAACUUUGAAGAAUCCAUGUCCCUCGUUAACGUCGUCAUGGAAAACUUCAGGAAGUACCAACGUUUCUCCUGUUUUUCCGACCCCGAAGGCACUCAGAAGAAUGUCAUAUUAACCAAACUGUACAGUUCUAAUGUACUUUUCCAUUCUCUCUUCUGGCCCACCUGCAUGAUGACUGGUGGCGUGGCCAUUGUGGCCAUGGUGAAGCUCACUCAAUAUCUCUCCCUCCUCUGCGAAAGGAUCCAACGGAUCAGUAGAUAAAAGCAAAAAUCGACGACAUUUUCUUUACAGCUCAAACACUGUUUUUCUCAUUCUUCACCAAAGAACCUUAAGUUUGUAACAUGCAAGUCUGUUAUGAGUUCCUAUAUUCUUCUAUGUAGAGCAAUAAUGCAAAAGCUGUUCUAUAUGCAAACAUGAUGUUAUUUAUUAUGCAGAAAAAGAAAACUGUUUUGUGUUGGUGGUUUUUCACAAUCUUGUUUUCAUGUUGGAAAUGGUAUUUCCUUCUUUCCUUCAGCCAAACCAGGACUCAGUUCAUCAUUUGCCAAGCUUUGGUAAAGACGGUAGAAACAUGUGUCAGUGUGGAAUGUUCUGUGUUCGGGGACAUCAGAUAUCUUGAGUACAUUUCUGCAAUAUUUCUCAUUAUCUCACUGUAAACUAAAGCUGCAGCCAAAAAAAUGUUUCAUUUCUUUACUCCUAACUGAGCCCUUAGCCAGCGAUGAGACCAGAAUACCUUACUAAAGGACAUUAAACAUUCUGCUAACAUAUCACUCUUAAGGGAAAAGAGAAAAAAAAAAAAAAGAAUCCAGCCAACUAUAUAUUUAUAUAUUUUUUUUUUUACCUUGCACCCACUUCAGAAUUUUUUUACUGGAUCAAACUAUAAAAGAAGCUUUUAAAUAAUGUCACAUCAUAACUUCUUGCUAAUCAAAUAGGAAAUGGACAUCAUAACUGCUCUAGUUAAGAUUCUUAAUCAAUGAGGUGAUGACACUAACAAGAUAAAUCACAAAAUCCAAUCAAAUGAUUAUAUCUGAAAUCCAAUACAGCCAAUGUCAUUGCAAUUUUUGGAUUGGGAAUCCUCUCUCCUCUGUUUUCUCUUUCAAUUGAGCUGUAAGAUGCCAAUAUGACCUCUGCAAAUUAAGCAGUGCUGGCUAGUUUGAUUUUUGAAUGGGGUCAAAUAUGGCAAACAGUGAUAUUAAUGUUUUAAAAUUGUUAUAUAAGUGAAUUGAUAUGUAGUCUUUCGUACUGAAUGAGUGUAUUCUAUGGACAUUUUACAACUGUGCGCACCAAAUAUAUGUUUUCUCUGCAUA